AUGCUAGUGUAUAUGCUAUUGUUUGUGGCGGUCAUAAUUAUAUGUAUCUACACGAUUAUAAUUUUCUUUUCUCAUCAACCAAGAGAGCCUACAUUGAGUGAAUUAACUUACACGACAAACGAUCCAACGAAUGAACAUUACAAACUACCAGAUAGGAUCAAUUCCCGUACGUCUGAAUACAGAGAUGAUGCAAUCCAAUUGAGUGUAGUCAUACCAUGCUUUAACGAAACGCAGAGAUUAGGUAAAAUGCUUGAUGAGUGUAUCGAACACUUGAAUACUAAUUAUCCAUCCAAAUACGAAAUAAUUAUAGUGGAUGAUGGCUCGCUGGACAAAAGUGAUGAGUUUGCGCUUAAAAAAGCAGAUGAGUUCCAUUUAAAGCCGCAUGUCAUGAGGGUUGUUAAAUUAUCGAAGAACAGAGGUAAAGGUGGUGCAGUGACGCACGGAUUAUUGCACUCGAGAGGUAAGUACAGCCUAUUUGCUGAUGCUGAUGGAGCCACGAAGUUCAGCGAUGUCGACAAGCUAGUUGCAUAUUUGAGUUCAGUAGACAGCAAGAAGCCAGCAAUUGCAAUAGGGUCUCGUGCCCAUAUGGUAGAUACCGAUGCGGUUGUCAAAAGAUCAUUUAUUCGUAAUUUCUUGAUGUACGGAUUACAUACGUUGGUAUACAUCUUUGGAAUUAGAAAUAUCCAGGACACUCAGUGUGGUUUUAAAAUGUUCAAUUUCCAAUCGGUAAGCCUGAUAUUCCCCCAUAUGCAUACAGAAAGAUGGAUUUUCGAUGUCGAAGUAUUACUCUUAGGCGAAUUGCAGAAGAUGUCCAUGAAGGAAAUUCCUGUCAAUUGGCAAGAAGUAGACGGCUCAAAAAUUGACAUUGCAAAGGAUUCCAUAGGGAUGGCUAUAGACCUAGUGGUCACUAGGUUGGCAUAUCUUUUAGGGAUAUAUAAACUUGACGAAUGUGGAAAAUUAAACUCAAAUAAUAAGAAGUUCGAUUGA
Debaryomyces hansenii CBS767 is the source of this 987-nucleotide messenger RNA. RefSeq names its product dolichyl-phosphate beta-glucosyltransferase (gene ALG5). The transcript has a single exon. Lineage: Eukaryota; Fungi; Ascomycota; Pichiomycetes; Serinales; Debaryomycetaceae. Gene Ontology annotation, cellular component: endoplasmic reticulum membrane. The record is from RefSeq and is a predicted model, not a curated record. Bases 1 to 987 code for a protein of 328 amino acids.